Molecule: messenger RNA, 1353 nt
Organism: Ipomoea nil (Japanese morning glory)
Lineage: Eukaryota; Viridiplantae; Streptophyta; Magnoliopsida; Solanales; Convolvulaceae
Exons: 1
Coding region: 354-1046 (230 amino acids)
Source: RefSeq, a predicted model, not a curated record
GAGUGAAAUAAUGGUUCAUGGUUGACUCGCCGGUAAAGAUCUGGAGUAAAGGAACCGUUCAAAAUGGAACCUCGUACGAGUAUGGCGUGUUGUGUAAUCUGUGAUGGAUGAAUAUCGCCAAAACUUUCUUGUCGUCCUCGCAACUCAAAAGCCGGCCUAAACCUCAGUGUCUUGUUCUAAACCCACGCUUCUCAGCCGUAAAUUCUCCCACUGUCAUCCACCAAUUUGCCACUGCCCACCGACAGUUUCUUGAUUUCCCGACGGUGGGUCGAUCUGGAUUCGAUUCACCGACGGCGCCUUCGAUUCAUCGUAAAUCGUGUCAGCGAUAAAGGUCGAGUCUUUAGAUUCCCCAAAUGGUCAGUUUCCCAAUCUCGAUCGCGCCGGUUGACGAACACGCAUCCAUCGACACAGCCAUGCCCAAAUCCGCGAAUUCACCCGACCCGUGUGGGAAAUUCCGGCAAAUCAACCGAGCCCAGAGAAAAACUCCGGCGAAGAGCCAGCUGAAAAACAUCCCGGCGUGUGAAAAAUCCCGGUCCGCCAUUCUCGACGUCAUGAUCUUGAUUGCAGUCAUCGGCGCCUGCGGGGUUCUCCUCUACCCAUACUUAGCGCUUCUCGCCCAGAAAUUCAUCGAAUUUCUCCAAUCAAUCGGCGGUGCGGUGAGGGAAGAGCUUCUCCGAGCUCCGAUGGUUUACAUCUGCUUAGGACUCAGCAUUUUCUUCGCCGGAAUAGCUCUCCUAGCCAUCACAAUCUGCACCAACAAGAAAUGUGGAAAACCAGGGUGCAAGGGGCUCCGAAAAGCCGCUGAAUUUGAUAUAGAGUUACAGACAGAAGACUGUGUAAAGAGCCUGAAAUGCGCCGGAAAAAAUGGAGUAAAGAAGGGAUUAUUCGAGCUUCCUCGCGACCACCAUUUGGAGCUGGAAGCAGAGCUGAAGAAGAUGGCGCCGCCGAAUGGGAGAGCUGUUCUGCUGUUCCGUGCCAGGUGCGGAUGUUCUGUCGGAACAAUGGAGGUUCCUGGACCUAGGAAGCCUCGAAAGGUUAAGAAAUAGUCACAGUAUUGUUUCUUAAAUUUGAAUAUAGUAAUAAUAAGUAUAUCUAUAUAUACAUUAUAUACAAUAUAUAUGCAGCAUAUUUGGUAGAGACAUAAUAUGACAGAUUGCCCCAACCCCGGGGCCCAACACCUCGGGCUGAGGCCGAGGAUAAAUCACGGUGACUCAAUGAUUCAGUGAUUCAGUAGAAUCUUCUCUGAACAAUAUAGGCCCUUGGAAUAAGCUUAUGAACAUGAAAUGUAUGAUUAGUUUGCUAUAGUGGAAAAAUUCAAGAUUCCCUUACUCUUACUAGCUUUAUUUAUAUAUA